AUGGUUCGUUUCUCAAGGAACGCUGCGGUGGCUACCGGCCUCGUAGCUAUACUUCCGGCUGUCAUGGCGCAGAACUCAAACACAAAGCCAAUCGUGGCAGAUGGGACUUCGUUUGCCCUGAAUGGCGAAAAUGUAUCAUACCGCUUCCACGUGGACAACAGCACUGGUGAUCUUCUGGGCGAUCACUUUGGUGGCUCUGUCACAGGCGAUAUUCCUUUAGAGUCUGUGGGAGACGUCAAUGGCUGGGUUGGUACUUCGGGCCGUGUGCGCCGUGAAUUCCCAGACCAGGGACGCGGUGAUUUCCGGAUCCCUGCGAUUCGUAUUCGCCAGUCUGCAGGGUAUACCGUGUCUGAUCUGCAAUACAAAUCGCACAAGAUAAUUGCUGGAAAGCCUGCCGUUGCUGGUCUCCCCGCUACCACUGGCACGGAAGAAGAUGUCAGCACCUUGGUCGUCAGUCUAUACGACAAGUAUAGCGAUGUCGCAGCGGAUCUUUCUUACUCGAUCUUCCCCAAAUACGAUGCCAUCGUGCGAAGCGUCAAUGUCACAAACAAUGGCAACGCAAAUAUCACCAUCGAUUCUCUGGCCAGUCUGAGCGUGGACUUGCCAUAUGAAGAUCUGGAGAUGAUCAGCCUUCGUGGAGAUUGGGCGAGAGAAGCCCAUCGCGAGCGAAGAAAGGUCGAGUAUGGAAUCCAAAGCUUUGGCAGUUCGACCGGCUACUCGUCUCACCUUCACAACCCGUUCCUGGCAUUAGUGGAGCCUUCGGCUACUGAGUCUCGAGGAGAGGCAUGGGGAUUUUCGCUUGUGUACACGGGAUCUUUCUCGAUAGAUGUUGAGAAGGGCUCUCAGGGGUUCACUCGUGCUCUUCUAGGCUUUAAUUCCGGUCAGCUUUCAUGGAACUUAGCCCCUGGAGAGACUCUUGCGUCCCCGGAAUGCGUUUCUGUCUAUUCUAAGGAUGGUAUUGGUGGCAUGUCGCGCUCAUUACAUCGUUUGUAUCGCAAGCAUCUUAUCAGGAGCAAGUUUGCCACUAGUGAUCGCCCUGCCCUGCUCAACAGCUGGGAGGGACUUGGCUCUACCUUCAACGAAAGCAGUAUCUACAAUCUCGCAAAGGAAUCUGCCGAGGUAGGCGUCAAGCUCUUCGUUUUGGACGACGGUUGGUUCGGUGAUGAGUACCCUCGCAUUAAUGACGAGGAGGGUCUGGGCGACUGGGUACCAAACCCAGAUCGCUUCCCAAACGGCCUGGAGCCAAUCGUGAAAAAGAUCACAGAUCUGAAAGCCGCAAACUCCUCGACAAAUUUGCGCUUCGGUAUCUGGGUGGAGCCAGAGAUGGUCAACCCAAACUCGACCCUUUACCACGAGCACCCAGACUGGGCUUUGCACGCGGGACCGUACCCGCGAACCGAGAGACGCAACCAGCUCGUGCUGAACCUUGCCCUCACUGAGGUCCAAGAUUUCAUUAUCAAGGCCGUCUCGGACAUACUGAAUAGCGCAGAUAUCAGCUACGUCAAGUGGGACAACAACAGAGGAAUCCACGAAAUGCCUUCCCCUUCCACGGCUCACGCUUACAUGCUUGGCAUGUACCGGGUUUUCGACGAGUUGACCACCAAGUUCCCCGAUGUCCUGUGGGAAGGAUGUGCCUCGGGCGGAGGCCGCUUCGACCCCGGUGUUCUACAGUAUUUCCCUCAGAUCUGGACCUCAGAUGACACGGAUGCCGUUGAGCGUAUUUCCAUUCAGCUCGGCACCUCCCUAGCUUACCCACCCAGUGCAAUGGGUGCUCACCUGUCUGCCGUACCAAACCAGCAGACUGGCCGGACUGUCCCAGUUGCUUUCCGCGGCCACGUCGCGAUGAUGGGCGGGUCAUUUGGCUUGGAACUCGACCCAGCUGAGAUGCCCGCUGAGGAUAAAGCUGCUCUUCCUGGGCUGAUUGCUCUCGCGGAGAAGGUCAACCCCAUUGUGCUGGAUGGAGAUUUGUGGAGAUUGAACUUGCCCGAGGACUCGAACUGGCCUGCUGCUUUGUUCAUCGCUGAAGAUGGAGAGAAGGCUGUCCUGUUUGUCUUCCAGCUCGCGCCUAACAUUGAUCACUCUUGGCCUCGUAUUAGGUUACAGGGUCUGGAUGCGCAGGCUUCGUACAAGAUUGAUGGAAAUGCAGUUUACACUGGUGCGACGUUGAUGAAUCUCGGACUGCAGUUCCCCUUCAAAUCCGAUUACGGAAGCCAAGUUGUGAUGUUGGAGAAGCAACAAUGA
Penicillium soppii is the source of this 2241-nucleotide messenger RNA. RefSeq names its product alpha-galactosidase. The record is from RefSeq and is a predicted model, not a curated record. The coding region runs from base 1 to 2241 and encodes 746 amino acids. Lineage: Eukaryota; Fungi; Ascomycota; Eurotiomycetes; Eurotiales; Aspergillaceae. Gene Ontology annotation, biological process: carbohydrate catabolic process. Gene Ontology annotation, molecular function: alpha-galactosidase activity. The transcript is spliced from 2 exons.